Molecule: messenger RNA, 312 nt
Organism: Bacidia gigantensis
Lineage: Eukaryota; Fungi; Ascomycota; Lecanoromycetes; Lecanorales; Ramalinaceae
Exons: 2
Coding region: 1-312 (103 amino acids)
Source: RefSeq, a predicted model, not a curated record
AUGGAAAUCAAAACCAUCCUACUCCUCCUCGCGGUCACACUCUCAAUCUCAGCGCUCCCUCAACCCGACAACCUCACGCCUGCAACCACAUCUGCAAACACCAACUUCCAAGCUGCAAUCAGCAACGCCAAGCUCGGAGGUAAAGUACAAUGCGCAAAAUGCGCCACAGAAUAUCCCGAGAUCCCCACGAAACUAUGUGAGGCGACGAUGCAGAAAAAGAGCGAGUUGGAUGCUCAGAAGGGGGAUAAAGUUGUGAAGGCGGAUCCAGGGCUGGUGAAUCCGGGGGGUGCUGCUAAUAUAGGGACGGAGUAG